Orbicella faveolata is the source of this 1072-nucleotide messenger RNA. RefSeq lists its product as uncharacterized. NCBI's taxonomy places the organism in Eukaryota, Metazoa, Cnidaria, Anthozoa, Scleractinia, Merulinidae. The record is from RefSeq and is a predicted model, not a curated record.
UGGAGGCUCAAUUGAAACAUGGCGGCGAAAUCGAAGAUCAUGGGAAAGAUCGUCGAAAAGAUAUUUUCAGGUUAAGUUGAAUUUAAACGAGGAACAUGACUUUUAACGGUCAAAGAAUAAGUCAGUUCGCCAAGAAUGUGGCCUGGGCAGUUGUCAUUGGAUCUGGGGGUAGUCUUUUACUGAACACAGUACGCCGUGAUUCAGAAAGAGCUCAAAGGUUGCUUGGUUAUGCUGCCGUUUCCGGUUUGGCUGGUGCAAGUAUUGGCUUCACUUAUGGGAUGAUGAGGAGACAGCACCCAGUUGUCUUUACUCUGUCUGCUGGUUCAGGUGUUUUUGCCAUUUCUGGCAUAUUUUUUGUUGUUAGGGACAAUUUACUCAUCUCAUCAAAGGCUCAUGAAUGGAGAAGAACAUUGGAUGAGCUUCGGGGAAACAACACCAUAACAACGAGACAAGAGGCCAUGACUGGCAUGCAAGCAAGUGCUAUUAGCGGUGCUGCUACCGGAUUCUUGCUUGCAUGUACCUUAUGGAGAGGUUUCAGUGUGGUCAUCAGUACAGCAUUACAAGGUGCAGCAUUGGGUGUAGUUGGUCAGUGGUCUGCUUACAAAUGCCAGCAAUGGAUUUUAGAUGAAGCAAUCAGAUAUCAUUACCCAGAACUUGUGGCUAACGCUAAGGUUUACGAGGAGGGCUGGCAGGAAUGGGCGUAUCGGCUUCUUACAACCAGAACUCACAGCUCAAUCAUUGACGAAAAAUUACAAAGCUACGAAAUUCAGCUGGACAUCCUUCAAGAGGAAGAAGAGAGAUUGCUUCGGCUACUUGAAGAGCGAGGAAACAAAGAUGAAGCGUAAAUAAGAAUGUGAAAGUUUGCACCGGGGUUUGGACAUCGUCUGUAACAGACAUGAACAAUUGAACUCUCCUGUUGAACAAACCAUCUAAUGAAGAAAUUUACGUUCUACUCGCGAUAUAGAGAUGUUUAUCUCUGCCAUAAAGCGCUAGUGCUGUUACAGUCUGUGCAUGUAGCUGAAAUUGAUGAUGGAGAAUCUGGGAGGCAAUAAAUAAAAACAGUGGAACAGUA